This is a messenger RNA of Blumeria graminis f. sp. triticale, 411 nucleotides long. Lineage: Eukaryota; Fungi; Ascomycota; Leotiomycetes; Helotiales; Erysiphaceae. The record is from the annotation of a GenBank genome assembly.
AUGAAGCUCUUUUCCAUCAGCGGCGCUACCACACUUUUCUAUAUUUUAGCACCAGUGACAGCCAUGUCAGACGUAAAAUAUCCAGGUCUAUUGCGGGUGCCCAACCCAAAUAAUUACUUCGAAUUUUUGUGUCCAAGUUUUAUAACAUACAACAAACCUACUCUUAUGGACAAAAUUCAGAUGAUCAGGCGAGUGGCAGGUAACCCUCAAAUGAGAGAUUACCACCCCAAAGCUUUCGAUUUCCAUCAAUUUAACAUCCCAGGAGAACAGUUAUAUUAUCCUCUUUCAGCGGCCGGGGCCAUGCAAGAUUAUCUCGUAUUUAGCACAGACUAUGUGAUAGCUGGCGUGGUCACUCGCAGUAUUCUUGCUAAUAGCGAAGAAGACUACGCCCCCUGUGAUAUCAUAGUGUGA